This is a messenger RNA of Stegastes partitus (bicolor damselfish), 2940 nucleotides long. RefSeq names its product inhibitor of growth family, member 3 (gene ing3). The transcript has 12 exons. Gene Ontology annotation, cellular component: NuA4 histone acetyltransferase complex. Bases 100 to 1356 code for a protein of 418 amino acids. The record is from RefSeq and is a predicted model, not a curated record. NCBI's taxonomy places the organism in Eukaryota, Metazoa, Chordata, Actinopteri, Pomacentridae.
UUUCGGUGUAUUUUUUUCUGAGCAGGACAGCGGCUGGCGGCGCCAUAUUGAAAGAAGAAAUUUGCUCCGUAAAACGCUCAAAACGUGAAAAUUAGCACGAUGCUGUACCUGGAGGACUAUCUCGAGAUGAUCGAGCAGCUUCCCAUGGAUCUCCGCGACAGGUUUACGGAAAUGAGGGAGAUGGACCUGCAGGUUCAGAACGCCACAGAUCAGCUGGAGCAGAAGGUCAUCGAGUUCUUCGUCAACGCCAAGAAGAACAAACCCGAGUGGAGGGAAGAGCAGAUGGAGGUCAUCAAAAAGGAUUAUUACAAAGCUCUGGAAGAUGCAGACGAGAAGGUCCAGCUGGCCAAUCAGAUCUAUGAUCUGGUGGACCGUCACCUGCGUAAGCUGGACCAGGAGCUGGCCAAGUUCAAGAUGGAGCUGGAGGCCGACAACGCCGGCAUCACCGAGAUUCUGGAGAGACGGUCUCUGGAGAUGGACAGCCCGUCUCAGCCGGUCAACAACCACCACGUCCACUCACACACCACCGCCGAGAAGAGGAAGUACAGCGCUCCGACGCACCACACCACAGAACACGUUCCAGAGAAGAAGUUCAAGUCUGAAGCUCUGCUGUCCACCCUCACUUCAGACGCCUCCAAGGAGAACACGCCAGGCUGCCGGACCAACAGCACGUCCUCGUCCACCAACAACGUGUACAGCGUGAACUCCUCUCAGCCCCUGGCCUCCUACAACGUGAGCUCUCUACCUGCGGGCCCCGGGGCCGGAGCCGGGGCCAUCACCAUGGCAGCCGCCCAGGCCGUCCAGGCCACCGCACAGAUGAAGGAGGGCCGCAGAACGUCCAGCCUCAAGGCGAGCUACGAGGCCAUCAAGAACAACGACUUCCAGCUUGGCCGAGAGUUUUCUCUGUCGCGGGACAACACCGGAUACUCGUCCUCUGCUCUGGCCUCCACCCUCACCCAGACCCUCACCCCCACCACCGCCUCCGACUCCAGGGGCCGCAAGUCCAAGAGCACCAUCAAGUCUUCCAACCAUCAGUCCUCCUCCUCGUCCUCCUCUUCCUCGCUCUCGUCGUGCUCUUCAUCGUCGGCGCUGGCUCAGGAGCUUUCACAGCAGGCGUCAGCGCUGCCCGAAGCCGAGGCCAACAGCCAGGUGGACUGGACCUACGACCCCAACGAGCCCCGAUACUGCAUCUGUAACCAGGUUUCUUAUGGAGAGAUGGUCGGCUGCGACAACACAGACUGUCCGAUCGAGUGGUUCCACUACGGCUGCGUGGGCCUGACGGAGGCGCCGAAGGGGAAGUGGUACUGCCCUCAGUGCACCGCCGCCAUGAAGAGGAGAGGCAGCCGCCACAAAUAGACUCAGCCCGGCGGCGGUGGCGGCCAUGUUGGAUCAGGUCGGAGGUCAACAGGUGGCUGCAGACAAACACACUGACCACAAGAACUUUGUGCCAACAUCUCUGGAGCUGAAGGAUUCACAGCCACAUGGGGGAAUCAUUUGAGUUCUGGGAGAGCGUCUGGAGUUAAACUCUGUAGCUUCAGUCAACACUAAACAGUUUAAAUCCAGAAAACUACAGCAGUUCAGUCCUCUUUAUCUUCUUGGUUUGUCAAGACUGUCGCAGGGAAAUGAUUUAAAUAUCAAAGUUUGACUUUACUGAACAAAAACAGGAACUAUUCUCAUAGCGGUACUGAUUAUCGGUCAUCAGGGAGACCAGAACGCUGGUGUCAGACACAAACUUAAACCCAAAGCUUAGUUUAAACGUCUGUUUAUGUUUUGCUCGUUUCAUUCAAAGAGAACUGAUCCCUGAUCGGCUGCAGCACGUGAACGCAGCGCAUUUUAAGUUGUUUUAUCUAAAAAAAAAAAUAACCGUAAAGAUAAACAGAACAAUUCUGAACAGACAAUAAAAGUUAGUUUAACCAUCCUGACUUCAUCUGAUCAACCUUAGCUUCAUCUCAAAAUCCUGACUUUAUUAAUCCCAGCUUUGUUUGAUCAGAGUUAACUCUGCGUUUAGGCUUUUAUCUCAUAAAUAGAGAUAAAUAAUUAAAAAACACAUUAUUUCUGUCUUCACUGGGUCCAUCUUGGCGUUACAGAAAUUAUGUCAGAAUUUCUCCACUUUGUUUACAAAUAAUACAUUAAUUAGAGUUUUUCAGGUUUUAUUGACAGAACCAAACUUUUCUCGACCAUUUUAACAUUUUUAAAUUUGUUUGUCUGCGGAGCACCUCGGUGUCCUUUUUUCAAACCACAGAACACUAAACAUGAAACUUUCUGCUGCGUAAUUUUCUCCUGCAGGACAAACGAGUGUCCAGAUUUACUGUAAAACAAUCUGCUCGGUGAAGUGAACUGUUUAAACAAAUGUUCUUCUGCCGUCGAGCUCAGCUGGAGACUCCAGAGGUCACAGUUCAGGGGUUAGAGUUUACCGUCUGCCUGCAGGAGGAGCUGAACCUUCACGGUCGAGUCAGAAAGAAGUUUUAAAUAAUCCUCACGCUUUCAUUUCUUUUCCCUAAACUCCAGCUUAAAGCUUCAGGUUUUCCCUUCAACUCUUUGUUUCCUGGAUUCCUCACCGUCUGUAGUUCCUUCAAUCUCAGAGUUCCGUCUUCAGAUUAACCUCAGAGCUGAAAUCAUUUUCCCACGAGGCCGUGCUCCUCCCUCCCGCUACAAGAACUACAAACAGGACGAGCUGUCGGACUACAACUAUGGACGCCUCCGUCAGCAGUGCCGAGCCUCUUCUGACCUGAAGAUGUUUGGCAGAAUGUACAGAGUCAGACGGCUGCAGCAGCCCGAGAGUGUGUGUCUGUGAGUGUGUAGUCUGUGUGAGUCCACGUGUGUGUGUGUGUGUGUGGUGUUUGUGUGAGUGUGUGUCGUUUGUUUGUUUGUUUGUGUGUUUGUGUCCACAGAUGUUUAAAAAGAAAAAGUCCAAUAAAAUGAUCAGGAUGUUUUGGUAAA